Messenger RNA from Helicoverpa zea (corn earworm), 782 nucleotides. RefSeq names its product lipopolysaccharide-induced tumor necrosis factor-alpha factor homolog. Lineage: Eukaryota; Metazoa; Arthropoda; Insecta; Lepidoptera; Noctuidae. The record is from RefSeq and is a predicted model, not a curated record. Gene Ontology annotation, molecular function: zinc ion binding. The transcript has 3 exons. The coding region runs from base 350 to 694 and encodes 114 amino acids.
AUAACUUCCUCAGGUUCUAUAAAACUUGACUGUAGUUAGUCCAUCGAUCAGCUACGUGACAUUCCUUGUACCUCAAUAUAUUUUGCAUCAUUAUGAACCUCAAUCCUUAUCAUUGAAACGUUAUCAGGAUCCGUGUAUCAAACCAGCUGCCUCAUUAAGUCCGCGAUAUCGAACGAAAUCAUACAUUUUUUGUAUCUUGAACGAUCUGUGAUUUUCUUUAAUAAGUAACUAUUGUUGAAGUUUUAAUGUGCUCAAGUGCGGCUCUAAAGUGUGACUGAUUGUCACGAGCGUAUUAUUGUGUUUUUGUUAAACAUUAUUGUUUUUAAUAUCUUCUGUAAGCUCUCCCAAAAUGAGUUACCCAGCAAACCCACCUCCUUACUCGGCCACGGAACCAGUCCAAGUGAUUCAGCUUCAGCCAAUAGCAGUGCGCCCUGAUCUGGGAUCCACAACGGUCAUAGUGGGCCAACCACCACUAGAUUCUGUACCUUCUUUAGUGGUCUGCAGAUCUUGUCAUUACCAAGUACUGACUACUGCGAGAGCCAGGCCGACGUCUCAGACACAUCUUUGGGCACUGUGCCUUCUUGUUUUUGGUUGCUGGCCUUGCAUAUGGAUUCCUUACUGCACACCUUCCUGCAUGAGAGUCGACCACUACUGUCCGAACUGCAACGCGUACCUCGGCAAAUACCCUAACUAAAACAAUAGCUGAUUUUUCAAUAGAUAUUUCUAUGGAAAUUUUUGGAUUAUUACCAUAAUAUCACGUGAUAUUACACAACUUAAGGAAA